UUUUUGUGGUGCGAUUUCGCGUAAUGACGUGUACGUGUGUACGAAGUGCGACAAUGUAUAAAAAAUUUUAUCCAGUUGAAAUGGGUCCGUUAACCGCCGUGUUAGUCAAAGUGGUUUAUUUACAUUUUGUUUGAUAUUCCGAGUAAAGAAUUGUGAUUUUUUAUGAGUUAAAUUGGAGAAUUCAAGGUCUUAUGUGUUGGUUGCCUUUAGAUCGAUAAAUUAAAUGAAAUUCGGGUGAUUACAUUUAGAAAUUCAAUCAACGAUGUGUAUUUCAUGAUGUCCUAAAAUUUGAUAUUGAAUUAUGAUGUUGGGAUAUGGCGAACAAAUUACCCGCGAGUGGAGAUUUAUUACAGUCAUUGAAAUCUUCUGCUGGAUCAGAAAAGUGUUCUGUUUAUCUUUUUCCGAUGGCAAACAAAGAAUUGCCAGUUCGGAAAAUCGAAUUAAGUAAAGGCCAUUCACGUAGCGCCAGUCACAGUGGCGUUGAAAGUACCAUCUCGCCGUCAUUCACUGGCAGGCCUUCGGCUCUAAAAAAGGGCCACCAAAGAGCCUUUUCGCAAGGCCAAAUAAUCGACUCGAAUGAAUUACUUCUAAGUAAUUAUCAUACUCGUGCACCAUCCAAGACAGAUUUCAUCUUACCGGUAGGCCAUCGAGAUGCUGAUUCCGAUUAUAAUCUAUUCGACCGGCAUAAAGGACACUCCAGACAAGCGUCCCGGUCCGAAUCUGUAUACACGCUCAGACAUACCACUCCGCCGUCAACGUGGAAACAAUACCUGUGUUUUUUCUCGCGCCAAAAACAGGCCUUCGUCGACGACUCUAGAAGUAGAACCAUAGUACCGAAUCAUCUCACUAAGACUAAACGUAACAAUAAUCAAAAAUCCGGCCCGUGCCAGAAUAACAAAAUAUGUACCACGAAGUACACUUUUUUAUCAUUUUUACCCAAAAAUCUGCUGGAGCAGUUUCACAGAGUGGCCAACCUGUAUUUUAUAUUCAUCGUGUUACUUAACUGGUACCCGUCGAUUAAUGCGUUCGGCAAAGAAGUCGCCAUGAUCCCGGUGUUGUUCGUAUUAGGCGUUACUGCAGUCAAAGAUUUGUUCGAAGAUCGACGAAGGCAUGCCAGCGAUAAGAGAAUUAAUAAUUCCACGUGUCACGUUUAUAUCGGCGAGGAAGAAUGUUUCAGGAAAGUUCUAUGGCAAGACGUCAGGCCAGGUGAUAUCGUUCAAUUACAAAACAACGAAGUGAUUCCAGCCGACAUAUUGGUGCUGAAAUGCAGCGACCCUCAUGGUCUAUGUUACAUCGAUACUUGUAAUUUAGACGGCGAAUCUAAUUUGAAACAAAGACAAGUCGCAUCUUGUUUCGUGAACAAGCAUAGGACAUUUUCACCUUCCCUGUUUCGCAGCAGUAUCGAAGUCGAAUCACCUACUACUAAAAUUUACCGAUUUCACGGCGCCAUUAUUCAUCCGAGUGGUGAAAAAGUACCCGUGUCUACCGAGAAUCUCCUGCUAAGAGAUUGUAUCCUAAAAAAUACCGACUUCGUCGAGGGAAUCGUCGUGUAUGCGGGUCACGAGACGAAAGCGAUGUUGAACAAUAACGGUCCACGAUACAAGCGGUCGACGCUGGAGAAACAAAUGAACGGUGAUAUAAUGUGGUGCGUUGUGAUAUUGGUGGUGUUAUGCCUCUUCGGAUCGAUCGGAAACACCAUAUGGUUCAAGUCUUUCACAUUGUCCAUCAAAAAUAUACCAUUUAUCCCGUUCGAGGAAGAAGCUGAUGUUCCACGAUUCGAAGGAUUGCUGACUUUUUGUACAUUUAUUAUUAUCUUACAAGUUAUGAUUCCUUUGUCGCUGUAUGUUACCAUUGAAAUGACGAAAUUGUUACAAGUGUAUCAUAUACAUAAUAAUAGUAAAUUGUACGACACGGAAACUAAUAAAAGAAUCGAAUGUCGAGCUUUGAAUAUUACCGAAGAGUUAGGACAGGUUCAAUAUGUAUUUUCGGAUAAAACCGGAACGUUAACGGAAAAUAAAAUGCUGUUUCGGCGGUGUACCAUCGCUGGAGUGGAUUAUAAUCAUCCAGCACCUGUUCUGAAUAUGUUGGCGAAAACGGAAUGUACUCCUUUAAAUUUAAACCAAAAAUUGCUCGAAGACUUGAAUAAUGUCGAUACCACCGAAGAAUACUCGCCCAACGAAGGUGAAAUGGCUUUCUUUCCGAUGAAUCAAAAUUACCCGCCAAAACCAAACGUGAUCCAUUCGAAAAGAGUGCAAGAAUUUAUGUUAGUCUUAGCGCUGUGCAAUACUGUUGUGAUAUCUUCUCAUUCCCAUAAAAACGAGCUCAGCGUCGAAGAAGAAAAACUAGAAACCAGCAAUCAAGACAUGGUGAUAAGCGAAGAGCAAUCAUCUAACGUAUCUUUUACUUCGAGUUCGGCUCCAUUUUCAACAUUUCCAAAUUCGCAAUCGGUUGAAAUAGCCGAAAAUUUACGAUACAAGAACCAAGGAAAAAGGGUUCGGAAGAAUCCUUUUCGAAACCUAAUGCUGUCCAGCAAAAGUCAAGAUUUAACCGAUAACGCGGCUAUACAAGAAAUAUGCAUGAGUGAAGAUCUCGGAUCAUCGCGUGCCAAUCAGAAAUUCUCGCAUACGGCACCACCUGCCACGUCGUCGUCAGAAUCGUCUCCUUCCUCAAGUUCGUUAAGGCAGCGUAUCUCAACUUUGGAAAAUUUCGGCAGAAAUACCCUUCUGAAACCGAAAUUUCUCAACAUGCCAUCUAUGCUGAUAUCGAGCGCUAAUCGUAGAUGGGGUAGUAGUAAAAAUGGUAUAUCGAAAACCAAGAUUAAAUCGCCCAACGUAGUUAAACCUAUUUUCGAGGCUGAAAGUCCAGAUGAGUUAGCUUUGGUCGAAACAGCGUAUAGGUAUAAUGUCAGGUUGAUUAAAAGAUCUCCUAUGAUGGCCACAGUCAUUAUGCCAGGAAACAAUAUUGCAGAAUUCGAUGUAUUAAACAUUCUGCCGUUUGAUUCGUCUCGUAAAUGUAUGUCAAUUAUUCUACGGCACCCAGUUACCAAAGAAAUCACUGUUUUCUGCAAGGGCGCCGAUUCCACCAUUUUACCUUUGCUACCACCGACCAGCAAUCCAGAAACGCAGAAGAUAAUCCAUCGAACCCAGCAGCAUCUAAACACAUAUGCCAAACAAGGUUUACGUGUUUUGGUGAUGGCCAAACGAGUCAUGUCCGAAAAAGAAUACAACGAUUGGGCUAAACGUAACCAAGAAGCUGAACUUUCGAUGAAUGAUCGCGAAAAGAAAUUAAUGAAGUCGUAUUCGGAGGUCGAGAAGAAUUUCACUCUCCUUGGCGCAACUGGUAUCGAAGAUCGUCUGCAAGAAGGUGUUCCUGAAACCAUUCAUGCCAUGAGGUCGGCUGGUAUCGUCAUCUGGGUUCUGACCGGUGAUAAACCGGAGACAGCUAUUAACGUAGCUUACUCUUCGAAACUGUUCAGCGCUCAAAUGGAGAUCAUCAAGUUGACCGCUCGAUCGAAAGACGCCGCCGAGAAUUUAAUAACUUUUUAUUUGAAAGAGAUCGAAAACUCGGUUGUGAUGCGAAUGCAAGACGAAAGUGCUGAUAGUGCAAUUAGUAGUAAAAGUGAUUCUGGAUUGUUGUCGUUUGUACCCUUAUUAAAAAAAACGAAAUCGAAAACGUUACCAUUUUUGGAUCAUUCCUCGUCCAGUCGGAUUACUGACAAGCAACGAGCUUUGGUAGUUGAUGGUAAAACUUUAACAUUUAUUUUAGAUCGACGUUCCAAUUUACAAGUUCCUUUCUUAAGAUUGACCAAAUAUUGCACGUCUGUGUUAUGCUGUCGAUCGACACCGUUGCAAAAAGCAUAUAUAGUGAGAGUUGUGAAAGAAAAGUUGCAAAUGCGCACCUUAGCUAUAGGUGAUGGAGCUAACGAUGUAUCAAUGAUCCAAGCCGCUGAUGUCGGUAUUGGUAUUUCCGGUCAAGAGGGUAUGCAAGCUGUGAUGGCCUCAGAUUUCGCCUUAUCUAGGUUUAAAUAUUUGGAGCGAUUUUUAUUGGUUCACGGCCAUUGGAGUUACGACCGAUUGGCCAACAUGGUGCUGUAUUUUUUUUAUAAAAAUGCUAUUUUCGUAUUUUUAAUAUUUUGGUACCAGUUAUUCUGCGGAUUUUCCGGAACUGUGAUGAUUGAUCAAAUGUAUUUAAUGUUAUAUAAUUUAUUUUUUACCUCGUUUCCACCGCUUGUGAUAGGAGUAUACGAUCAAGAUGCACCUGAAGAGUUACUAUUAGCGCAGCCGAACUUGUACAAUAAAGGACGCCUAGGAUCGGUUUAUCGAUCGUAUUCAUUCUGGUUAACCAUACUAGAUGCUAUUUAUCAGAGCUUAGUGAUAUUUUAUUUCGCAUUUUGGUGUUACGAUGGUUCCGAUAUUGGUAUAUGGGAGUUCGGUAUGUCGGUGGUGACUUCUUGUAUGUUCACUAUGUUACUACAAGGCUGCCUAGAAAUGAGAUCUUGGAACAUUAUUCAUUGGAUUUCCUUGAUAGUUUCCUUGGGCUCGUUUUACGCAUUUACUUUUUUUUAUAACGCUGUUUGUUUUCAAUGUAUCGACCUCCCGUCGAACACGUGGGUAUUGAAAAAUACCUUGGGCACAUUUUCUUAUUGGUUACUGAUCCUCAUAUCGACGUUAUUCGCAUUAUUACCUCGAUUCAUAUUUUAUAGUUUGAAAAAUUCUUUAAUGCCCGAUGAUGUGACAAAAGCUGUGAUUGAUAAUCGUAGAGCUACUCGGCGUAAAGAGAAUUUCCUAGUGUCGUGGUCCAGAUCGACUUCGGCAUCUUCGAUAUACAGAGCUUAUAGACGUUUAUUCGGAAAAACAAAAGCAGACUUGGUUACCCAAUUAGAUGAGCGUCUGAGAUGAUUGGUAAAGAAAAGAAGCCACCUGGUAUUCUGACGGCUGUUGGUUGAAUACGUCACACAGGAAGAAGAAAUGAAAAGUUACUUGACAAUUUUCUAAUGUUUGAAAAUAUUAAAAAACAAAAAAAACUCGGAUUUAAAUAUGUUGAAUUGGCUGUGAUUAUUUCCUGGAGGUAUCGUUUCGCUUUAUACUUAUACUAUAAAAAUACUCUUCGUAUUGUGUAUAUGUAUGUGGGUGUACGCGUAUCUGUCUGUGUGAAUGUGAACGCUCCCUUGCGAUUUUUCAAUCAAAAAACUCACCUCCUAUAAUAUUUUUUUAUUUACAUUUUUUUUUCGUUUUGUUAUUUUACUUGUACAUGUUUUAUCAUUUCAUUUAAAUUAUUUAUUUAUCAUCGAAAAGAAUAAAAAAAAGUUGUUAUAAAUGUUUUUAUCAACGAUAUCUUUUACUAGUAUAUCAAAUUUGUAUUUGAUAAGUUAUCGUUAUUCUGUAAUGUUUUUAUUGCGAUUUUUUUUCAUUAUUAAGUUUUUACAAUAAUUAAAGGGACAUUAUAGCGUGAUAUAGGAUAUACUUUCGGCAUUUUUAUUUUCAUUCGCUCGUUUUAAUUUCAAAAACAUUAAAUUCUCAAGUCUGUGAAAAUAUAAUGAAUCACAGUUACCUCUUGGAAGUGUGUGUUUUUUAUGUGUUCAAAAAAAGAAAGGAAGGAAAAAAUCGAACUUUUUUCGUGUUGCAUGGUAAUGUUAUGUUUUCGUGAUGCUAGAGACUCAAAAGGUUAAAGCGAACCAUGUCUUUUCGUAUAUUUUUUUUUCGUCGAUUGCAGUUCAUUUAAUGUUCUGCAAUUUUUUUCUCUUUUUUUUUUUACGUAAACCUACCAAGUGUUUUUAAAACUCGGUGCAAAUACCUCUUUACAGUGUAGUUCACCUAUCUACCUGUAUUACAUCUAAUUGCCUUAUAAAGUUACACAUGUUGUAAAAAAUUUUAUUGUUUAGUUAUUCGAGAUUUAGUCUGUACUGAAUAGUGAUAUUUUUCAAUUGUGUAUUUUACUGUUUAAAAAAGUAAAUAUGUUAACCAUA
Molecule: messenger RNA, 5965 nt
Organism: Planococcus citri (citrus mealybug)
Lineage: Eukaryota; Metazoa; Arthropoda; Insecta; Hemiptera; Pseudococcidae
Product: phospholipid-transporting ATPase VD
Exons: 23
Coding region: 315-4898 (1527 amino acids)
Biological process (GO): phospholipid translocation
Cellular component (GO): plasma membrane
Molecular function (GO): magnesium ion binding; ATP binding; ATPase-coupled intramembrane lipid carrier activity
Source: RefSeq, a predicted model, not a curated record